AUGCUUAUUGGUGUAUCUGGGACUUUGUAUAGCGAAGUGGAAAAUGUUUCGCGAGCAUUGAAGGAGAUUUAUGGAGCAGACUGGCUCGACGAAGCUGAAUGCGGUGACUGGGACGCGUUGUUGGAUGUUGCGACCAAGAAUUACACGCGCUCUUAUGUUGUAAAGGGGAUAAAGACAAUGGAGACACUGGAAAAGCUUCGGAAACGGCCGUUUUUCGUUCACAUUGCAGUGGAUUGUCCUAUUAAAAAGCGGCUGGAGAAUUGCAGAAAGGAGCUGAAAUGUGAGAGUCUGGAGGAUGCUAUAUCGAGAAUGGAUUUGAGCGACUAUUCGCGGAUGGACUCGCUUGUUUCUGUGAAUGAGCGGGCGUUAAUUAAGGUUGUUGUUCACUCCGACGUUCAGUUCGACUUGUUAAAAACUCAACUGCAAGGGCAAUUGAGCCCUGUUAUAGACUCUGAAUCAACUACUGCGCCGCUCAGACCCACCUGGGACACUUAUUUUAUGAAACUAGCAAAUCUUGCGGCUUCCAGAGCCAACUGUAUGAAACGUAGGGUCGGAUGCGUUGUCGUUAGAGAUUGCCGGGUUAUCGCAACUGGUUAUAAUGGAACACCGAGAAGCAUGACGAAUUGUAAUCAGGGUGGAUGUCCUAGAUGUAAUGAAGGCGAGGACAACUCGCUGAGUGCGUGUUUAUGCUUACAUGCAGAAGAAAAUGCGCUUUUGGAGGCCGGAAGAGAUAGAGUCGGACCAAACGCUAUUCUGUACUGCGAUACCUGCCCAUGCCUCACAUGCUCUGUGAAAAUCGUACAAACCGGUAUCAAAGAAGUCGUUUACUCUCACUCUUACAGGAUGGACGAGCAAAGUCUCCGCAUUUUGAAGGAUGGGAACGUGAUAGUUAGACAACACAAGUUGGUCGACGAGCGCACCAUAAUUCAUGUCGGAAGACAGGAUGCUGCUGGACAGAAGUAG
Messenger RNA from Kluyveromyces marxianus DMKU3-1042, 963 nucleotides. RefSeq names its product deoxycytidine monophosphate deaminase (gene DCD1). Bases 1 to 963 code for a protein of 320 amino acids. The record is from RefSeq and is a predicted model, not a curated record. NCBI's taxonomy places the organism in Eukaryota, Fungi, Ascomycota, Saccharomycetes, Saccharomycetales, Saccharomycetaceae. Gene Ontology annotation, molecular function: zinc ion binding; hydrolase activity. The transcript has a single exon.